AAAAUUCAAAUAUUCUGCGAUAAAGAGUCGUCGUCGUCGUCGUCGUCAUAAAAAUACCCGCUUCGAGUGACACAACACCGGACCCUUCAGCUCAGUCGAGUGUUUGCUUCGAAUCGAGUUAGUCGGCGCUUCGUGAAUAAAACAUUCGUGAAAGUACAAGUUCACUGGAACGCAAAGCUCACCUUGCCAAUCCAAUGGCCUCCCGUGAAGACGAACAGUAUAUUUUGUACGGAGGUCCUGACCCGGAGGAAUUUCUUCACGAUGACUCACUUGGGGAAAUGAUGAUGAAAGACUUUCUGCUGCAGCAGAAUAAUAUCGGAUUGAUUGAUCCCGUGACGGAAGUCGAACUAUCCUAUCGACAGAUUCUUCAGCAAUCAAUCAAAGUAGCGGUCGGCUUGACUGGAUUGGGAAUUCAGCAGACAGAUUGCGCUGCCAUCAUCAGUGACAACAGCUUAGACUUCUGCAUAGCCGAGUUCGGUACCAUAUUUGCAUCCAUUCCGGUGGCACUUUUGAACCCUGCUUACGUGGAAGCUGAGCUCGAUCAUGCAAUUUAUCUGUCCAAACCGAAAGUUGUUUUCGUUUCGGGAAAUGUACUGGCAAAAAUUGCGGGAACGCUCAAAAAGCUGAAACUCUCAGCCAAAAUGAUUGUUUUUGGUGAUGAAUCGAGAUUCAUCCGAAAGUUUCCCGAAGCCAUCAGUUUUGCAAGAUUUUUAGAGGAAACGAUUCCUUCGAGCAACUUUAAGCCUGAACCAGUCGACGUGAAAUCGAAGGUGGCCGUGAUAGUACUUUCAUCAGGCACUACAGGGUUGCCAAAAGGAGUGGAACUUACUCAUUUGAAUGUUAUGACCACAAUUGCUCAUGCCAAAGAAACUCGAAAAAUACUCGAAGAAAUACCGGAUCAGUUGAACACUCUUGCCGUCACACCUUUGUUCCAUGCCAUGGCUGCGAUUAGUAUGCUAAAUAUGAUGACCAAUGAUUGCCGAUGCGUUGUCAUGACAAAAUUUGACGUGCAGCUAUUUCUGGAAAGUAUUCAAAAAUAUCAGGUUAACUUAAUCACGGUCGCGCCCCCGUUGAUGGUGUUUUUGGCCAAGCAUCCGAUCGUAGACAACUACGAUCUGUCGUCACUGAUUACCUUGAUAUGUGGAUCGGCACCGCUGAGUAAAGAAAUUGAAGACCGAGUAAGGGAGAGAAUCGGAGUGGCUUUCAUCAGGCAAGGAUAUGGAUUAAGUGAGACUACGCUGGGAGUGCUAAUGCAAACGGGCUUCGAAAACAAAGCGGGAUGCGUUGGACAAAUCCGAACGGGUCAGUGGGUUAAAGUUAUUGAUCCGGAUACGGGUAAAAUUUUGGGACCCAACCAACGUGGAGAGUUGUGCUUCAAGGGUUCACUGAUCAUGAAAGGAUAUCUGAACGAGGAAUCGACUAUCGACGACGAUGGUUGGUUGCAUACCGGAGAUAUUGGGUAUUACGAUGAUGAGAAGGAUUUCUUCAUCGUCGAUCGGAUCAAGGAGCUUAUCAAGUACAAAGGAUUCCAGGUUCCGCCAGCCGAGCUGGAAGCUAUCCUCAUCAAGAACCCUAAAAUCAAAGAUGCAGCUGUGAUAGGUGUGUCAGACGAGCGGGUCGGAGAGCUGGCAACGGCAUUCGUCGUCAAGGAGGACGAUGUGUCGGUUAGUGCGGAGGAAAUUGUACAAUACAUGGCUAGUCAGGUGUCACCACAGAAACAAUUGCAUGGUGGAGUGAGGUUUAUCGACGAAGUUCCUAGAACCAUGAGUGGAAAAAUUCUGCGCAGAGAACUGAGAGACUUGAUAAAAAAUACCAAAUCAAAGCUAUGAAGUUGUGUUUUGUUAACAAGUAUAUAAUUUAGUACAGGAGAGGGAAAUUGUUGGAAAUUUUUCAGACGUUUUUGAAUGUUACUAUCUUUAGAAUAGCAAACUUUUGGUAAAACAUUUCUAAGUAGUAGUAUUGUAAAGGAUUCGAUAGUUGAAGUGCUACGUUGAAACGAUCCACAUUGAUAUUUUUUUUCAAAUUCAUUUAGAUUCACUAGUAAAUAAAUCACUGUUUGAAAAUCCAC
Molecule: messenger RNA, 2068 nt
Organism: Malaya genurostris
Lineage: Eukaryota; Metazoa; Arthropoda; Insecta; Diptera; Culicidae
Product: luciferin 4-monooxygenase-like
Exons: 3
Coding region: 195-1829 (544 amino acids)
Biological process (GO): fatty-acyl-CoA biosynthetic process; long-chain fatty acid metabolic process
Molecular function (GO): long-chain fatty acid-CoA ligase activity
Source: RefSeq, a predicted model, not a curated record